Molecule: messenger RNA, 922 nt
Organism: Suillus subalutaceus
Lineage: Eukaryota; Fungi; Basidiomycota; Agaricomycetes; Boletales; Suillaceae
Exons: 5
Coding region: 58-723 (221 amino acids)
Source: RefSeq, a predicted model, not a curated record
CUGGGUGCCAGCUUUCAAAAGCAGCUCAGCCUGCCCAGAAGUUGGUCCGUCCCCGUCAUGACGAUGAUGCCUGUAAACUCCACCCCCGAAGUCCCCGAAAACUGUCGAGCUCCCAAUCAUCCUAUCUUGAGGAUGGCGUUCAAAAUCUUGUGCAUUAUUGCAGUCUCCCAGAAGUCUCUCGAGCAUUGGAAAGAUACGAAUAACGAAGAAUGGAAGGAGCAUGUCUCAGUAAUGGUCAAUCGCUUCCAGAACUCAAACGUCACUGCCGGGCUCGUACUCGCAACUACUAGUAUACUCAUAUCGUCUCAGCCUCCUAUUGAGCAUUUGAUGGCUUAUAACUCUUCAAUAUCGUACAUCUUUGCCAUGGUUUCAUUUGGUGCUGCAUUGCUCAGCGUGACAUCCGGAACUGCGGUGCUUGUUAUCUAUCAAGCUAGCACCACUCACAAAGACAUGCAAACCUUCAAACGUAUGUCACGACGCCAAAUCACCGCGCUGCUGAUAUGGCUGGCAUACCCCUCAAUCUGUCUGUCAGUCUCUACUUGCUUUUUGUUUGUGUCUAUCUUUAUCGCCUGCUUCUGGUCUGACCAUGGUGUUGUCAACAUCAUGACUAUCUUUGGCUGUGUGGCUUUCCUUACAAACGGAGUCCUCACGUUCUACCUUGCCAGCGUUGUGGACAGACAGCAGGUCGAUGAUCAAAAAGACCUCCCCCGCACGAGUUGUUGACAGGCAUCAUACUAGUAUAGGUGUUGCAUGGAUUCAGCUUUGACAGUGCUGCUGAUAACGGUGUGAUAAUUGUUGUAGACCACUCAGGGUCUGGACGCUUCGGGUUGUAUACGAGUCGGUCAACGGCCCGUAGCAGCGGAACUUUCGCCAAUAACUUGCCAUGUCUCUCUAUUACACUUAAUACGUGGAUAUGUCACAU